CAUUUAUUGGGUAAGAUCUCAUUAUACCUUUUGUUUGGCGUCCAUCUCGCUUCAACAAGCUUGGUUUAAUCUUCAAUUACCUUUAUUCCUUCAACCAGGGUCCUCUUUCGGCAGUUGGUCUAAACAGCCUUGUUACCAUCCAUCACCUGCACGAUCUGACCAAGUUCGAAGUCAAGUCGAAGUCGGGUCUUCGUAUCAUGGCGAUAACCCGGUGGUAAGGUUGUGGUCGGAAGGGGUAGGUCUCUGGUCUUUUGAGGAUAAAUCUCGCACGCCGCUCUUCCGUCGUUUACCUCAGCCUAGAAGCCGACAGAGUAUGUAAUGUACGAAAGAUUCAUUUCAUCUCCUCCCCUAUCGGUUCAUCAUCUGUGGCGACAUAUUUACCAGGCACACAGACCCUGGUCGAGAGGCCGAUUCAAGAGACACUCCUGACUUUCCCUCAUUCCAUUUUCUUUCCUUUCCUUUUUGCUCUUUCUUUUUGGGAAAACCCCCCUCGAUCAACUCAUACCUUGCCCAAUUGAAACACAGGGGAUAGUAUAAGAUACAUCGAAUCGAACGACAAAGACGCCUUCAGCUGACCUAAACUCCCCAUUUUCCCAAGACAGGGAACGAACUCGUACUAUAAUACUUGUUCUCUAUCUAUUCAAGCCUAGUACUACUAUCCCUGCCCGUCCACCAACUAGUACGACUGUGUGACCUACCUCCUCUCCUGGCGCUUCUAAGGAACCCAGGUCUUGUUCGCCAUCGCUGGUUCCAGACUUGAUCCGACUUUUGAAUUCGACUUCAACCACCACCCCGAGCGGAUCCCGACCCCCGUUGACGUCGUCGGUCACAUACCAGAUCACAAACUCGUCGAAAUUCGCUCUACCUAUUGACAUCUCUUUGGGUUGUGGGGAUUCUGACCGACCUUUUCAUCUCGAUUGUCUGGCUACUUGCUAUACAACCAUUUAUAUAUUUGUUUAUACGUCCUCUCUUCCUAGGAACUUGUUUGCGUCAACCUUUUUUUCCGUUGUCCAAAAAUGUCAUCAUCGGACAGUCUAAGUACGACGUCGUCCCGUUCUUCACGUUCUUCUUCUUCACUACACAUCGACAUGUCUUUUGGUCACGACACCACUACCUCUAUGGCUCAAAACCCUGGCUCGACGGCAUGGCAGCAGCAUCACCACCACCAUCAUCCUCACACCCCUCACAUCCCUUCGCCACACGUCCCUCACAUCGCGACCCCCCACCCAUUGGCCGCCGCCACUCAGUACCUGGACAAGCACGUGGUGGGGGUGUUUGCAAAGCACCAGACAGAGUUCAAUGUCAACCGGCAAGCGAGGGAGGCAAAACGCGAGGCCCGCCACAGCCUUGUCGACAGUCCGAUUCCCGAGUACGAACACGAUGACGACGUCGAGCGGCACGAAUCCGAUCGGCAACGACAACACAAGAUCAGCACGGCCCUGAGGACGGCCGCCGUCACGUCGUUCGCCCCCGCCUUGGUGGAUGGACAAGGUAUCAUCGACGACAGAAACGAAGGGGACGACAAUGAAGCGUGGAUGGCGGUUUUGGCGAAGAGGGAGGCUGCAAGGUUAAGGUCGGGAACUGGUCUGUCGACGGCCACGGGUGGUGGUGGUGGUGGUGGUGACGACUCGGGAAAAAAUUCGUCGUCACCACCACCGCCCGGCGGACGAGCAGAGCGCUAGUGCGAAUGGAAGUGCAAGUGCAAAUGUAAACGGUGGCGAGCCUUGAUUGCACGGGUGACGGGUCGAAUAGGUGGUCAAGGUCGUGGGCGAGCAAUCAGUUGGGUUUGAUUUGAAAAAAGGACCGCAUUCAAAGUCCAAAGCCCGUCGAUAUCGAUAUCGACAUGGCGCAUCAUGAAACGAUUGAACGAUGAACGAUUGAGUGUACGAAUGUAGUUUGAAAUAUGAAACAUGAAACAUUAAACACACUCUCCAAAUGCUCAUUCCGCUGUCAACACUCGAAGAGCAAAGAACAUGAUCAGUUUCACUUUGAAGUACUCCAGUACUAUCAACUCACGACGCGGUACGUCUACCCUACUGUUACUCCAAUGCGCGCCCAACACCAAAACAAAAACAAAAAUGGUGUAUACACAAACGGUCCCAUGGGUCAGUCAUGUCUUCAUAUGAGAACGGAUUUCAAUCGUCAGAUUACUCUCCCUGUCAAGUGUGCUCAUUCAUGCCUCGCUCUCGACGACCCGGUAUCCCUCUGCCAGCUUCUUGGUAAUCUCCUCGUUCUUAUGUUGCAACAACGACAACGCAUAAGCCGUAUCGUCCCACUGUCUCUUGUUGACGCACCGAC
This is a messenger RNA of Exophiala oligosperma, 2298 nucleotides long. RefSeq lists its product as uncharacterized. Lineage: Eukaryota; Fungi; Ascomycota; Eurotiomycetes; Chaetothyriales; Herpotrichiellaceae. The record is from RefSeq and is a predicted model, not a curated record. Bases 1017 to 1682 code for a protein of 221 amino acids. The transcript has a single exon.